CGGUUUUUGGCAAUACCAGAUAACAGCCUUUUCUCCAAUAUUAUUCGUCAUCUAUCACGUCGCCUCGUUUGAACAUCGCUAUACAUAUCUCUAACGCCGGACUUCUGCCUUCAACUCCAAGAUGUAUUGGUCGUAUUCGAAGGACCUUGUCGGGUUGAACCAUGAUACUUUACGGGAGCGGCUGACGAAAAAUGCUGAUUCAAUUGCGACUUGCACGGAAGAAAUGAAGAUUGCAUACGUUGAAGACCUGGAGAACGUUGUUUCUAUGGCGAUCUUGACGGCUACGCUCUUACAACCCGGCUUUGCAUCGGCGGCUUCUGCAGUGCUGGCGAUAAUUGCUGCAAGAUAUGCAGGACCACAAGGUCUGCCCAUAGUUCAGCCCGCCGAUGUUCCAACGGAAACGUGGGCAGCUUGGGUUGCCGCCAAGGCGCACACUCUUGGGCCUAAGGCGUUGAAGGAAAUCCUGACGUGUAUCGGGACCAACGUGGUAGUUCCGAAAAUUGCGCGUACGGUCACGGGGACCUGCGAAAUGUACAACUCCAAGGAGACAAAGCAGAUGUGCAUCAUUGUUGUCAUCAAUGAAACGGAUUACGAAAUCUCGAGGACGGACGGUUGGGACAUGUUGCAGUAUGGGCCAGCGGCGACGUUUAGCAAACUGCCACCGAGGCAAAUCACAGACAGCGACCUGGUCUCCUGGGGUGUCUGGGCAACCGGCAGCGGUAAUACAUCUGGAGCCGCAUCUGCAAUCAAACUGCAAACCACAGCCUGUCCUCCAGGCGGGAAAGAUUUCCACUUCAUCGUUUCAGCAUCAUGUCCAGCGUGGACUCCGACGAAUACAAUGGCACUUACCAUGUGGGGUUCUAAUUGCGAGAAAGAGUGCCGGGAUAACGAGAGUGUAGGUUCUCACGUUACUCCCAAACGUCGGGAGACUGUAAAUGAAGCACAUGUGGAAGUUAAUGCAGAGAUUGAGAGUACAAGCGGUAAACGAGCGUUUGUCGUUGUCCGGAUCACUUCCACUGCUCUAGUUUCACGACCGAAGCUCUGAGGUAGAAGCAGUCGCUAUAGCUAGGUUGUCCAUUUGGAUAAUCAACGAUAGAUUUCCCUGUUUCGGAAGAUGGUGUAUUGGUGUCUCAUUGAUCAGUAAGCGUGCGCUUUCACCAUACGCAUUUUGAGUUGGAUAUACACACCUAUCGCAAGGAGUCAAACUCAUCGCUCAACUCCAUGUAUACGUGCAGCAGAUAAGCGUUUCACUAUGUUGGCUCUCUUCUUGCUUCUGCAAAUCAAUCUUAACGUGUUGAAUCAUGACAUAUCAAUAUGUAGUGACCUGAAU
Alternaria alternata is the source of this 1330-nucleotide messenger RNA. RefSeq lists its product as hypothetical. The transcript has a single exon. Bases 122 to 1045 code for a protein of 307 amino acids. The record is from RefSeq and is a predicted model, not a curated record. Lineage: Eukaryota; Fungi; Ascomycota; Dothideomycetes; Pleosporales; Pleosporaceae.